AUGUCGACAUUUACGUCCGCCGUCGGCCUUCCUCCGCUCUCCACCAUUGCCCCCAACGUGGCCCACGAAUCGGGAGCAUCCAUGGCUGUUGGCGGGUCCGCACUCAGCUCCCUGUCCGCCAUCGAGCACCGCGAUGCCCGGAUCAAGGAUCCCGUGCCCAAGAAGCUCAAGGGCCAAACCGGCAACAUCAAGGGCAACUUUGGCGUCAUUCAGAUGGACCUGACCGGUCACGACACGUCCGUCGAGCGAAACGAGCUUGCCAAGCGGGCUAGCGAGAGCACCGAGAUGGCCGCCCUGCGCGCAUACCAGAGCGGCCACGGUGUUUCCUCGUCAAAACGCUUCGUCCGCCUCCCCGACGAGCCGCCCUCCUCCGUCUGGGAUCCAUACUACAUCACGACCACCGCCACGGCCCAGGCCAUGCAGCCGAUCCAGCACGUCCAGCCGGUCCAGUCUGGUCAGAACAAUCACAGUACACAGAACAGCCAGGCUGUCGGCCCGACAUCCCGCUCACAGUCACUGAGUCCCGGCGAGACAAAGGCAGAGCAGAAGCGUCUGCUGGCUCUCCUCCGCAGCCUGCCGUCACCGGCUGUUGUGGACCAGAUUUGCAAGGCAGUCGAGUACUUUGGUGGCAGCCCCAGCGCUGCACCGCCAACAGACGGAGCGUUUCCGCGAAGCGACCUCACAAACGGUCUCGGCAGCACGUUCAUCGGUUGGAUCGCCGAGAUCUUCCCCAGGCUUCCAAACAGCACAACGAGCGCGAUCACAGCCGUGCUGACAUCACCCCACUUUGCGACAGCAAAUGGAAGUACCACGUCUGCGAGGCUGGACCAAGCAGCAGGGGACUCACACGCACCGGGAGACUCGGCCAUGGCCGGUGCCCCUGCUGCGACAACAGAGAAACGCCGGAGGGGACGGCCAAAGGGAAGCAAGGCUACCAAGGUCAGAAGGGACAAGGGCAUUAAGAAGGGGCCCAUGAAAGCCCGCAAGGCUGCUGCUGCUGCAGCCGCUUCAGUUGCCAACGGCGAAGGCAGGACGACCGAGGAGGAUGGCUGGGUCGACGUGGACGACACGGCGAUGGACGUCACCGGCGGCGUGGCAGACAGCAUGUUCUUCCACCCCGGCACAUCGAUAUCCACACCCGAGCGGCAAUCUGCUCCCGCUCUGUCCACACCGUCAGCGAGCAUGGAUGUCGGUACAGGUGCUGGUCCAGAGGUCGGUGCAGGCACGGCUGAAGGAAAGAAGCGCGGACGACCAAAAGGCUCCAAGAACCGGCCAAAGGCAGCGGACGUCGUCGAAGCUCCCAGCAGUAGCAAAGAGAUCCCCCCGGCGCCUGCUAACGUCACGCCCAUCUCGCCGCCCGCUGUUCCGGGUGCUUCUACGCCGGCGAAGAAGGCACAGAUUGGACGACCAAAGGGCUUCACGGCGAAACCAAAGGAGCUUCCGACUCAGACGACAUCCCUCGGCAGUGGCAGUGACAACGAUUUCGGCCUGUCCCACCUGAACCAGCAGAUGUAUGCUGCGUCUGCUUCUGCUGCCGUGCAGCCCGCGGACGCUGUGAGCAUGGCCACCGGGGCCAAGCGCAAGCGAGCAAAGGCAGUCAAGAAAGACGAGCUUUCCUCGGCCGACCUAGCACAAGGCUACCCGACCGGAGUCCAGCAGCCUUCUGGCCAGCUUGCCGAGAUAGCUAACACGAGCACGAACAUGAACACGGCGAGCACGAACCCGUCUGCUGCGGUGAAGCGGCAGCGGAAGUCUGCCGACGCGAGGGCCUCGAUGCGAGGCAGCAAUGCUAGUAGCGCAUCUCCAGCCACACAGGCCGCCGCUCACAGCAUGGCCGGCAUAGGCAGCGACCAGCAGCAGAUUCUCGCUCCGCUCGAUGCAAGCGAUGCCGCCGGGCACCAGCUGAACGUCGCCUUUGACACGCUGUCGUCCCUCGGACAGGCCACACAGCAGGCCGAUCCCUCACAGUCGCUCGUUUCACAGCAGCCUCGCCACCAGAUGCAGCAGCCGCAAUACACCACACAAAAGGCCAUGUCGGCCACACCACCGCUUCCGACCAUCGAGCAGGGCCAGGCACAGAGCGUGCAGAGCGUGCAGAGUAUGCAGGCAGUCCAAGGAAGCAUGACUGUUGGCUCGCCCGGUUUGCUGACUCCGAACAGCUCCCACCGAUCGCCCCAGUUCACGACGGCGACGAGCACAGCAGGUCUGGGGACGACGCAGAACACGUAUGGGGCCGGCUUCGGCUCCUCGACCUACGGUCAGCCGCGCCGGACAAACAGCGGGCCUGGGCCUGCAGGCGCCGGAUCGCCGUCCCUCAACGGGCCCUACGGCACAGGUGGCAGUGCUGCUGGAGCCACUUCGGUACCGCACAGCCUCUCUCACCACGGCUCGCCCUCCUCCUUUGGGGCGACAGCACGACAGCAGCCGCAGCCGCAGCCGCAGCCAUCGCCCGGAAGCGCCGGCAGCUCGGCAGCCCAGGGCAUCCAAGGCUUUCACAACUUCGACAGCCAGUCGCUGUUUGACGGCAUCGGCCUGGAUGGCAGCACCGGCAGCGGUGGCUUGGGUCUCGGCGGCCCAGGGACCUAUAGCUUGGGCGGCAGCGUGCCGAGAACAUCGGCCAAUCCGGCAUCAGCAUAUGGAGCCCCGCCAUCGAUGACCUCGUUCGACACAAACAUCCGGACAGCCAGCCAGCUGCGGGACCGCUUCUACAACAUUCGGCAGUAG
Grosmannia clavigera kw1407 is the source of this 2724-nucleotide messenger RNA. RefSeq names its product hmg-i/hmg-y, DNA-binding protein. The coding region runs from base 1 to 2724 and encodes 907 amino acids. The transcript is spliced from 2 exons. Lineage: Eukaryota; Fungi; Ascomycota; Sordariomycetes; Ophiostomatales; Ophiostomataceae. The record is from RefSeq and is a predicted model, not a curated record.